AUGGAUCAUGAAUCAGGCGAAGGGAAGCUGGAAAGUGCGCCAAAGUUCGACAGGAGCGACUAUUGGAGUUGGAGCUUCCGGUUUGAGCAAUGGGCAGAGGCACACGAUCUAUGGGGGUACUUUGAUGGUUCGGAGGAGCGACCUGCAUCGGGUGACGCACGUCUAAAGUGGGAGAGGAGAAAUCAGAAGGCAUUCGCCCAAUUCUGCAAUGCCUUGGUGCCAGAUGAGCUGAUUCGCUUGGUACGGGAGUUCGGCGGCAAGACCGAGUUGGGCAGCGCACCUGUUGAUGGCAGAGCAAGAGCGGUCACCCGAGUUCCUGCAGGCAUAGCAGCGGCAUACACACGAGUGAAGGGGUUCUACCUUCAGCGUGGAUUGUGUAACCGGAUGGCACUCUCUGAGGAGCUCUCUUCCUUGAAGAUGAAAGAAGGGGAGGGAGUGGCUGUAUACUGGGCGCGUGCCGAGGACUUAAAGUCCAAGUACUUGGCUGCAGGAGGGAAGGAGGAGGUUGAGGAGUGGAUGAUGAGGGUACUCAAAGGACUACCUCCUCACUUUGAGAUGCUGAAGGUAGUGCUGAACAACCAAUCACCAUCGCUUACUAAGGAUCAGUUGCUUACCUCUUUGAGGAGCGAUGAGAUGCGGAUUGGUGUCGCACCAAGAUCGGAUGGUGUUGCCACUUUUGGAGCGGGUACGAAAGUGGGCAGCAUCGGCAGGGGAAAUUGGGACAAGGGAGGAAAACAUGGAGGCAGCGGUAACAUCAGCGGCACCAACUCGGGCAUAUGGGGUCAAGGGAAAGGCAAAGCAGGAGUGCUUGAUUUCCCUUGGGGGUCCAAGGGCAUGGCUCCUAGGGGGUUGUGUCAUGGCUGUUGGGAUGAGGGACAUGCAUGGCAGCGAUGUCCUCACCGACCUAAGGGAGGCAUUCCUACAUUCUUACAGCGGGGGGGUCGUGGGUCCAACGGCAAGGCACAUGUGGCGGAUGAGGAGGAGCAGGAUAACAAGGCAGAGGUAGUGGUUGGAGAGGCAGUUGCAGCAGUAGGAGGGGAGCAGAAGCGAGAGGGGUGGUGGAUUGACAGUGGAGCCGGCCACAACUUUACUCCUUAUGCAUCCGACUUCAAGAGUAAGUUUGAGCCACCUGAGAUUCGGGGAGUUAGAUUGGGAGAUGGACGGGUGGUAAAAGCUGUUGGCAUGGGUGAGGUGCCAGUGGUUGGUGCUGGAGUGCGUACACCGUCACUGGGAGGAGCGGUGUAUGUCCUCAGCCUCAUUGAAGACUUCACCAGACGAGUUUGGUCGUUCCCACUCCCCAACAAAGAAUCAGCCACAGUUGCAAAAGUUCUUCGACAGUGGCAUAAGGACGUGGAGUUGGAGUGUGGGCGGAAGCUGAAGGCUGUUCGCUCAGAUAGGGGCGGCGAGUUCUUGGGCGACGCUGUGAAAGCAUGGAAGGCGGAGUUUGGCAUUAAAACGCAAUUGAGCGUCGCAGAUACACCGCAGCAGAAUGGGGUCGUGGAGAGGUGGCACAGGACGAUGGCAGAGGGGAUUCGCACAUUGUUGGUCGACAGUGGUCUCCCUGCUCGCUUGUGGGGUGAAGCAUUGAUGUGGGUCAUGUGGGUUAAGAACAGGGUCACUCGCAAUGCUUUGCCUGCCUCCAUCACACCAAUGGAGGCAUGGUCCGGCCAGAAGCCGCAUGUGGGCAUGGCUCGGAUUUGGGAAACAGUUGACGACGCUGAGAUGCCACCUUCAUCACUGCCACCGGCACCGCUCGGUGUGUCGCUGCAACAGCAGCCCACCCCUCUGCAGCAGCUCAGUGGCCCCUCGGUCAUUCAGCGCCGAUCCGCUACACAUGCUACUUCCUCUUCCUCCUCCUCUGGUCAGUGCUCUGUCCCCCUCUCUACGGGUGCACCUACGUCACCAGCGACUACCUCCCCACCACCGGUUACGGGUUUGCACGUGCUUGGUAUCCAAUCUGGUACAGGUGGUGAGGAGGUAGGGGGGGAUGCUGGUGUGGUUGAGGGCAUGCUGUGUUUGGUCAAGGAGGUGGAGGGUGUUGCACUAGCAGGUGUGAGCAACAGUGAUGUCCCACACACACUCACUAAGGCACUGCGUGGCCGUGAGGGCCCUGCGUGGAAGGCAGGCGCUGAGAAGGAGGUAAAUGCAAUGCGCACUAUGGGUGUAUGGGAUCCAGAGCCGGUCGACUUACCUCCAGGGUUUGACCGCAGUGCAUACGAUGAGGCUCUGUACAUCGGGUUUGUGGAUGAAGAGCCAGUGUAUGUAUUGGUGUAUGUGGAUGACCUCUUGUUUGUGUCUCCACGCUUGGAGCUGAUCGGUCAGGUCAAGGAGGUGCUUGCUAAGAGGUACUAG
Molecule: messenger RNA, 2352 nt
Organism: Closterium sp. NIES-65
Lineage: Eukaryota; Viridiplantae; Streptophyta; Zygnematophyceae; Desmidiales; Closteriaceae
Source: the annotation of a GenBank genome assembly